AUGGAGGCCGCAGAGCAAGCUGAAGGUGCCGGCAAUCCCGCACUAUCCCGGCCGAAGAGGUCUCGGGCGGGCUGUUUGACUUGCCGGACUCGCCGCCGAAAAUGUGACGAAGGCAAACCGAAAUGUCAGAAUUGUAUAUCGAAAGGAUUCGAAUGUCGAUAUGCGGCGGCUUUCCAGAUAUUGGGGAAGAAUAACUUCACCCCGGGGGUUUCGACCAGUGUGAAGUACAGCAAUUUACGGUUUGUGUCUGCAGAAGGCGAGAACAGCGAACAAGAAGCGGGCGAUGGAGCUACAAGCCAUGACAUGCGGGCCGAGGAAGAGAACACCCAAAACGCACCGUUGCGGCCAUGGGCACAAGCUACUGCCGGCGAAGACCAAGCAGGAGGUAUAAGAAUUGUGCCAGAGGCUACCAGUCCGUCUGUCGAACGAUAUGAAUUCGCUCUGCAUGGCUUGCUGGCGCUUGGAAAUGGGAAUGCCGGAGCUAUUGAUACCCGCAUAGACUACGCUCGCAGCCCUCGGCCAAAUGAUACGCAUCUAACACCCUCAGAUAGCGAUGGAGCGGACCCGUUGCGCAUCGACCCAAUGCUGGAGGAUUUCGCUGGUGGGGGCUUGCCCCAGGGCGCGAAGUCAGAUAGCUGGCCUGUGAUCAAUCUACCGGACGCCAUCGGAGGAAUGGAGCCGCACGAUGACCGUAUUCUAGAAUUGCUGAAACAUUAUCGCUAUGGGAUCGCCCCUUGGCUGGACAUUUGUGACCGCCAUCAAUGCUUUGGACAAGAAGUCCUGCAGCUUUCGAUAGAAUCGACUUCCGUUCGCUAUGCGGUGUUGUCGCUUGCGGAGGCGUCGCUUUGCGCGCGUCACCUUAGCCAGGAAUCGAACAUCGCUAUGGUUGCGCAUUUGCACCGGCAACAAGAAGGGAACGAAAAUGAGGUCCACAAUGCUCUACUGAAUGCUUUCGAACUUACGCGGAGCGCCGUAACGGACCUUUCAGGCUUCUGGAUGCAAGGGGAUGGUGCCGAUUUUGCGCAAGGCAUUCUGGAAGUUCUUCUGCCUGAGGUCAAUAAGAAGAGGUUAGCGUCUUGUGCGUUUUGGCUGGUAGCAAGACUCCGUAAGCGCCAUAUCCUCCAAUAUUCACGUUCCUGGGACAAGCUGAUGCAGGAUAUAGAGCUCAGCGUUGCAUUGAUAAACUCGUCCCAAGCUAGGCUGGCACCGUCUUCCGCAUCCACAACACUUCAGGCGUAUAGCGCAAGAGGAGACGCGGAUCAAGUGUUCCGAUACGCCCAUGAAGCCGUGGCGCUAUGCACCGACGCUGCCAUGUUCGCCCGAGGCGACGAGGAUGGAUGGCAGGUGCAGCGGUACGGACUGGAGCGUGUGGAACUGUGGAACACGCUCGUCGCGAGCUUCGAGAACUGGUACAAAAAUCGCCCUCAAGACUUUCAUGCAAUUGUUGAGUUGUAUCCAAGUGAUGGUAUGCGUACCGAAGACGAGUUCCCGACCAUCAUCUUCACGGGCGGAGCGGCAGUCCUAGCGAAUCAGCUCUACCACACCGGAAUGCUCAUUAUGCUGCAAAACAAGCCACGCUUUCUAGAGCGAGCCGGUCCCAACACUCCAUUCAUGUCGCUGCUGUGGCACUCUCACAGGAUAUGCGGGACCGCGAUAAGCAACGAUCGAUGGGACUGCUGGGAUCCGACUCUUUUAGCCUCAUUGGUUGUAGCGGCUCGAACGGCUACUCAUCAAAGUCAGCACACCGUCAUUUUAAACACGUUAGAGCACGCUCAGCAACUGACCGGCUUCAAUAUCAGCCACCAUUUGGACGGCCUCCGGGAUGAAUGGCGGCUUGCGGAAGGGUGGUGA
Molecule: messenger RNA, 1851 nt
Organism: Trematosphaeria pertusa
Lineage: Eukaryota; Fungi; Ascomycota; Dothideomycetes; Pleosporales; Trematosphaeriaceae
Exons: 4
Coding region: 1-1851 (616 amino acids)
Biological process (GO): positive regulation of transcription by RNA polymerase II
Cellular component (GO): nucleus
Molecular function (GO): transcription cis-regulatory region binding; DNA-binding transcription factor activity, RNA polymerase II-specific; zinc ion binding
Source: RefSeq, a predicted model, not a curated record